AUGGCUGAUCACACAAGUUUCGCCACCUUUAAAGGCCACCAACUACCUCGCGCGUUCUUUGAGGCAGAUGGUGUAGAGACUGCUAUGAACCCACACCUAGUGUUUGGUUACCACCAUGGCCCUAUUAUUGACCCUAACCCAAACUGGAAGCCCGUGGCCUGGCAUACAGCCCACCUGGCAACCCUCGUUUGCCCAGUGGUGGAGAACCCACCCGUGCACCAGUGCGGCCAAACAUUUGAGUCGCAGCCCGACUUUCGUCGGCAUAUGCGUCAGGUGCAUACCGGCUGCUUUGUUAAUCCUGACCGCAAACCUAUAUCACGUGAAGAGCGUGUCGAGGGUCAGAAUACUCUUGUCAACUAUGUUCGCAGUGGGCAGUGGAGUCAGGAUGUUUUCAUGAACGAACCAGGCCGCGGCCCAGCGGCCGGCCCGAUUGGCCACUACGCUGAUAACCUGACUAAUAUUGCCCGACAUGACCGCUACUGGCGCCAGGGAUACGGUUCUAAUUACAAUCGCGAGCAGCAACCCGUCACACCUACUAGUGGCGGACGUAGCAGACGCCGCGGACAAAACCCUCCUCCGAACCCCGUUCCAUUUAUGACCCCCACUCAGCUGCAUGUGGCCGACGGCAUGAGUACUACCCCUGACGACUCUAGCGAGGAGGAGUAUAUCUCCGAUGAUAACGGUAAUGAAGAUGGAAAUAGAGAUGGCGACGGUAAUGGAGAUAGUGAUAGCGACAGAGAAGGUACCGGAGGUGGUGAUAGUGCUGAUGAUAGUGCUUUUGCACCUGCUUCUCCUUAG
Messenger RNA from Penicillium argentinense, 798 nucleotides. RefSeq lists its product as uncharacterized. NCBI's taxonomy places the organism in Eukaryota, Fungi, Ascomycota, Eurotiomycetes, Eurotiales, Aspergillaceae. The coding region runs from base 1 to 798 and encodes 265 amino acids. The transcript is spliced from 6 exons. The record is from RefSeq and is a predicted model, not a curated record.